AUGGAAGGAAGACUAAAAGCCAUACGGGCCGGUAACAGAUCAGCGGUGACGAAACUUUUCGGACGAUUUUUGGACUUGAAAGAAAAUACAGCCAGUGAAGUAACGGAGGAAAUUGAAAUAAUCAGGAAGUCUCUAACGCAAAAAAGACAAACUCUACGAGAACUAAAUGAACGAAUAUUAGACGCCUUAUCUGAAGAGGACAUAGAAGAAGAAAUCACAAACACAGAUGAGUAUAUGUACGAAUUCGAUUGCAAAAUUAAGAAAAUAGAAAACUUUACAGAAAAGAUUUCAUGUAAAACUUUGAACGCCAGUGCUGAGUGUUUUGUACCCGCCUUAGAAAUUCAUGAUAGUAACAUAAAAACUUCAGCUGCAAUCAACUCAAGUGAAACGGCCUGUGAGAAUAUUUUAAACAAUUUUCCUGCCUCUGAUCUCGAUGAACAUAGUAACCACGAUUGGCAGAGAAAUGUUUUGUCAUUAAAAUCCAACCAGGUCACAAAUAAUUAUCGACUACCGAAACUAAAUCUUCCACAUUUUGACGGGGAUAUACUAGAAUGGAAUACAUUUUGGGAUUCAUACGAAUCAACAAUUCACCGCAACCAAACUUUAACACCAAUUCAAAAGUUUUCGUAUCUCAAGGCUCAAUUACGCGACGCAGCAGCACAAACCAUUGCAGGAUUUACUCUCACAAACGCAAAUUAUGAAACCGCCAUAUACCUGCUCAAGGAACGGUUUGGUCAACCGCAAAAAAUUAUCAAUGCACACAUGAGAGCACUUAUGGAACUGCAUGCCCCGAGAAACGACGCCAUAAGUUUAAGAAAUUAUGGAGACUGCUUGGAAUCUCAUGUCAGGAGUUUAGAGUGUCUAGGACAAAAACAAGAGAUGUACGGAGCUUUACUUAUUCCAGUCAUAAUCAACAAACUACCAGCUGAAAUCAGGAAAAACAUUGCACGUGAAUACGAUGGUGACAACAUUUCACUACACAAUCUUCGUAAAGCUAUCAGCAAAGAAGUCAAAAUCCUUGAAUCAGGCCAGAUUGAAAACAGCGAUGGAUUCCACUCAACAGCAAUGUUUCUUACCGGAGCCUCAAAGAAACAACGCUAUGUUCAUAAUGGACACAACCAGAAAACAAGAGAGUCAACUCCUUAUGUCGAAACAACAGAGAUAAAGAACCGCCCAUGCAUUUAUUGUUGCACAGAGAAUCACUUUCCUGGGGACUGUAAGAAAGUUACAGAAGUAAGUACAAGAUUCGACAUCUUAAAACGGAAGAAAUUAUGUUUCAACUGCUUAGGAAACCACCGCGCCGCAGAUUGUAAAUCCCGCAACAGAUGUAAAAAGUGCCAGAAGAAACACCACACAAGUAUAUGCGACAUGAAACUAACGAGGGACAAAGAAGAGCCCACCAGAUCAACAAGUGUCAACAUUGUAGAAACGAGCAAGAAGGCAGAAACCACAGUACUGAACGUUGAACAUCGACCUACAAACGUUUUAUUGAAAACAGCUAUCGCCCCGGUGAGUCAUGAAAAUCAGACAACCGAUGCUAAUAUCUUAUUUGACGAAGGAUCACGAAGAUCGUUCAUCACAGAAAAACUCGCCAAUGAGUUAGAAAUCACUCGAAGAAAAUCAGAAGCAAUUAAACUAUCUACUUUUGGGGGAAAUGGAAGUGUCCAGUAUCUAGAUAGUGCAACUAUCAAUUUGAUAACCGACUCAGGAGAAUUGAUUGCUAUCAAUGUUUUGAUAGUACCAUCUAUAGCCAGCCCUCUCACCAGCUACCACUCUUCUGAAGUAAAAAGACUGCCUUACCUUCAAGGACUCAAAUUAGCAGAUCCGGUUUCAAUUGACAGUGAAUUUGUGAUUUCCUUUCUAAUUGGAGCAGAUUUUUACUGGAGAAUUGUAGAAAAUCAAGUCAUCCGGGGAUCGGGACCAACUGCUGUGAAGUCAAAGAUUGGAUUUCUACUUUCAGGGCCAACUUCUCAAUCAUCUUGUACAAACAGUGCCAGGGAUCACAUCUAA
Molecule: messenger RNA, 2010 nt
Organism: Saccostrea cuccullata (small rock oyster)
Lineage: Eukaryota; Metazoa; Mollusca; Bivalvia; Ostreida; Ostreidae
Exons: 1
Coding region: 1-2010 (669 amino acids)
Source: RefSeq, a predicted model, not a curated record